AGUGUGAAAGUGUCCCUAGACCAAGAGCCCAGAGCUCUAAACUGCCAUCAGGAUGGUGGGUGAAGGCCCCUACCUCAUCUCAGAUCUGGACCGGAGAGGCCAGAGGAGAUCCUUUGUGGAGAGGUAUGACCCCAGCCUGAAGACGAUGAUCCCAGUGCGGCCCUAUGCAAGGUUGGCACCCAACCCAGUGGACGAUGCAGGGCUGCUCUCCUUCGCCACGUUUUCCUGGCUUACGCCCGUGAUGCUUAGAGGCUAUAAGCGCACACUGACUGUGGACACUCUGCCCCCACUGUCACCAUAUGACUCAUCUGACACUAAUGCCAAAAGAUUUCAAGUCCUUUGGGAUGAAGAGAUAGAAAGUGUGGGUCCUGAGAAGGCCUCUCUGGGCCGCGUGGUCUGGAAAUUCCAGAGGACACGAGUUUUGAUGGAUAUCGUGGCCAAUAUCCUGUGCAUCAUCAUGGCAGCCACAGGGCCGGUGAUUCUCAUUCACCAAAUCCUCCAGCAUGCCGAGAACACCUCCAGCAAAGUCUGGGUUGGCAUCAGUCUGUGUGUAGCCCUUUUUGCCACUGAGUUUACCAAAGUCCUCUUCUGGGCCCUUGCCUGGGCCAUCAAUUACCGCACGGCAAUCCGGUUGAAGGUGGCCCUCUCCACUCUGGUUUUUGAAAAGCUGGCAUCCUUCAAGACAUUGACACACAUCUCUGUUGGUGAGGUGCUCAACAUACUGUCAAACGAUAGCUAUUCCUUGUUCGAAGCCGCCUUGUUUUGCCCCUUGCCGGCCACCAUCCCGAUCCUAAUGGUCGUUUGCGCGGUGUACGCCUUUUUCAUUCUGGGACCCACAGCUCUCAUCGGGAUAUUGGUGUAUGUCAUCUUCAUUCCCAUCCAGAUGUUUAUGGCUAAGCUCAAUUCGGCUUUCCGAAGAUCAGCAAUUUCUCUGACCGACAAGCGGGUUCAGACAAUGAAUGAGUUUCUGACCUGCAUCAAGCUGAUUAAAAUGUAUGCCUGGGAGAAAUCUUUCACCAACGCCAUUCGAGAUAUAAGACAGAGGGAAAGAAAAUUACUGGAAAAGGCUGGAUUUGUCCAAAGUGGAAACUCAGCCCUGGCCCCCAUUGUGUCCACCAUAGCCAUUGUGCUGACAUUCUCCUGUCACAUCCUCCUGAGACGCAAGCUCACCGCCUCUGUGGCAUUUAGUGUGAUUGCCAUGUUUAAUGUAAUGAAGUUUCCCAUUGCAAUCUUGCCUUUCUCUGUCAAAGCAGUGGCCGAAGCCAAUGUCUCUCUAAGGAGAAUGAAGAAAAUUCUUAUAAAUAAAAGCCCCCCAUCUUACAUCACCCAACCAGAAGACCCAGAUACUGUCUUGCUUUUAGCAAAUGCCACCUUGUCAUGGGAGCAAGAAGCUAGCAGGAAAAGUGACCCAAAGAAAGUACAGAACCAGAAAAGACAUAUUUUCAAGAAACAGAGGUCAGAGGCCUACAGUACGUUGAGUCUACCAGCCCCGGGAGCCGCUGACCCACAGGAGCAAAGUGGCAGCCCCAAGUCGGUUCUGCACAACAUCAGCUUUGUGGUGAGAAAGGGCAAGGUCUUGGGAAUAUGUGGGAAUGUGGGAAGUGGAAAGAGCUCCCUCAUUGCAGCUCUCCUAGGACAGAUGCAGUUACAGAAAGGGAUCGUGGCAGUCAACGGGCCGCUGGCCUAUGUUUCACAGCAAGCAUGGAUCUUUCAUGGAAAUGUGAGAGAAAACAUACUCUUUGGAGAAAAGUAUGACCAUCAAAGAUAUCAGCAUACAGUUCAUGUCUGUGGCCUUAAGAAGGAUCUGAGAAGCCUCCCUUAUGGAGACCUGACUGAGAUCGGGGAGCGGGGCCUCAACCUUUCUGGGGGGCAGAGGCAGAGGAUCAGCCUGGCCCGUGCCAUCUACUCCGACCGUCAGCUUUACCUGUUGGACGACCCCCUGUCUGCCGUGGACGCUCAUGUGGGGAAGUACAUCUUUGAGGAGUGCAUUAAGAAGACACUCAGGGGGAAGACAGUCGUCCUGGUGACCCACCAGCUGCAGUUCUUGGAAUCUUGUGAUGAAGUCAUUCUGUUAGAAGAUGGAGAAAUUUGCGAAAAAGGAACCCAUAAGGAGUUAAUGAAGGAGAGAGGGCACUAUGCAAAACUGGUUCACAACCUCCGAGGGUUGCAAUUCAAGGAUCCUGAACACAUUUACAAUGCAGCAAUGGAGGAAGCCCUGAAGGAGAGCCCUGCGGAGAGAGAUGAAGAUGCUGGCAUCCUAGUUUUGGCUCCAGGAAAUGAGAAAGAUGAAGGAAAAGAAUCUGAAACAGACUUAGACUCUGUAGACACUAAAGUUCCUGUGCACCAGCUCGUCCAGACUGAAUCCUCCCGGGAAGGAACCGUGACCUGGAAAACAUAUCACACAUAUAUUAAGGCUUCUGGAGGGUACCUGCUUUCUCUCUUCACAGUGUCCCUCUUCCUCCUGAUGAUUGGCAGCUCUGCCUUCAGUAACUGGUGGCUGGGUCUCUGGUUGGACAACGGCUCACAGAUGACCUGUGGGUCCCAGGGCAACAAGACCAUGUGUGAGAUGGGUGUGGUCCUGGCAGACACCGAGCAACAUGUCUACCAGUGGGUGUAUGCAGCAAGCAUGUUGUCUGUGCUGGUGUUUGGCAUCACCAAAGGCUUCACUUUUACCAAGACCACUCUCAUGGCAUCCUCCUCGCUGCACGACAGAGUGUUUUACAAGAUCCUGAAGAGCCCAAUGAGCUUCUUUGACACGACUCCCACUGGCAGGCUAAUGAACCGCUUUUCCAAAGAUAUGGACGAGCUGGACAUGAGGCUGCCAUUUCAUGCAGAGAACUUUCUGCAGCAGUUUUUUAUGGUGGUGUUUAUUCUCGUGAUACUGGCUGCUGUGUUUCCUGCUAUCCUUUUCAUCCUGGCUGGCCUUGCUGUAGGCUUCUUCAUCCUUUUACGCAUUUUCCAUAGAGGAGUCCAGGAGCUCAAGAAGGUGGAGAACAUCAGCCGAUCACCCUGGUUUUCCCACAUCACCUCCUCUGUGCAGGGCCUGGGCAUCAUUCACGCCUAUGACAAGAAGGAGGACUGCAUUCACACCCACCUGUUGUACUUCAACUGUGCUCUCAGGUGGUUUGCUCUAAGAAUGGAUGUCCUCAUGAAUAUCGUCACCUUCAUUGUGGCCUUACUGGUGACCUUGAGUUUCUUCUCAAUUAGUGCUUCAUCCAAAGGCCUGUCAUUGUCUUACAUCAUCCAGCUGAGUGGACUGCUCCAAGUGUGUGUGCGAACAGGAACAGAGACCCAAGCCAAAUUCACCUCUGUGGAGCUGCUGAGGGAAUAUAUUUCGACCUGUGUUCCUGAAUGCACUCAUCCUCUCAAAGAGGGGACCUGUCCCAAGGACUGGCCUAGCCGUGGGGAGAUAAUGUUCAGAGACUAUCAGAUGAGAUACAGAGCCAACACCCCCCUUGUUCUUGAUGGGCUGAAUUUGAACAUACAAAGUGGACAUACCGUUGGGAUCGUUGGAAGAACAGGUUCUGGAAAGACAUCUCUAGGAAUAGCCUUGUUUCGUCUGGUGGAGCCAGCUGGUGGCACGAUCCUCAUCGAUGAGGUGGAUAUCUGCACCAUUGGUUUGGAAGACCUCAGAACCAAGCUGACUGUGAUCCCCCAGGAUCCUGUCCUGUUUGUAGGUACAGUAAGGUACAAUUUGGACCCAUUUGAGAGUCACACCGAUGAGAUGCUUUGGCAGGCUCUGGAGAGAACGUUCAUGAGAGACACAAUAAUGAAACUCCCAGAAAAAUUACAGGCAGAAGUCACAGAAAAUGGAGAAAACUUCUCAGUAGGGGAACGUCAACUGCUUUGUAUGGCCCGAGCACUUCUCCGUAAUUCAAAAAUCAUUCUCCUUGAUGAAGCCACUGCCUCCAUGGACUCCAAGACCGACACCCUGGUUCAGAGCACUAUCAAAGAUGCCUUCAAAGGCUGCACAGUGUUGGCCAUUGCCCACCGCCUAAGCACGGUUCUCAACUGUGACCGCGUCCUGGUCAUGGAAAAUGGGAAGGUGAUUGAGUUUGACAAGCCCGAAGUCCUUGCUGAGAAACCAGAUUCUGCGUUUGCGACAUUACUAGCAGCAGAAGCUGGAUUAUGA
Messenger RNA from Carlito syrichta (Philippine tarsier), 4132 nucleotides. It is a transcript of the gene ABCC12, whose product is annotated as ATP binding cassette subfamily C member 12. The coding region runs from base 53 to 4132 and encodes 1359 amino acids. Gene Ontology annotation, cellular component: membrane. Gene Ontology annotation, molecular function: ATP binding; ATP hydrolysis activity; ABC-type transporter activity. Lineage: Eukaryota; Metazoa; Chordata; Mammalia; Primates; Tarsiidae. The record is from RefSeq and is a predicted model, not a curated record. Gene Ontology annotation, biological process: transmembrane transport. The transcript is spliced from 29 exons.